CAUCCAGUCCAUCGACAGAGCCGAAGAUCUGCUGAGUCGCAGGCUGGAGAUCCGGGGACUGACCGUGAGAUGAACACACAUUACCUCACCACCUCGCGAACCAAUCCCCAGUUCUACAUAUUCAGCCAGCUCUUUGGCGACGAUCUAGACUGGAUCAGCCAGUGCGAUUGGGAGGGUAUUCAAAACGUUGCCUGGCAAGAGUUCUGGCAACGUGAAGGGCACGAGCUGCUGGAGCAGAAGUGGCACAAGCGUUUUCCCGAAUACAAGGACCUUAUCGAGGCUCUGACGCCUGAGGAGCAAGCCCUAUGGAGGGAAUUGUGGGAAAAACACGCCAGCGAUUCGAGUGCCAAGUUCUGGCACAUUUUUAGCUGUGCCUUCGAGAACUACCAAAACGAGUUGGCUAGAUCAUUUGGCUUCCAGUUAAAUACAACACCAGAUGGAGUUGAACAGAAUUUACAGACUUUGAGCCUUAACAAUAACCCAAAGAAUUCCAAGCAACGAAAACCCUCAGAGAGCGAGGAGGAUGAGUCCUAUCUGACUGCCAACGACGACCCCGAUGAUCUUGACGAGGAACAGCAGUUGCUGCUUCUAGGAUUGCCCACAUCCUUUGCCUCCAAGGGAGUUCACAAGAAACGAAAACAAAGAAAGCCAGUAUCGGAAUCUUCUAGCAGUGAUAGCGAGGACAGUGACGAUCUGUCAAUAAUGGAAGACAAUGAUAACAGCGCUCUUCGAGGCGUUCUGAAUGGUGGCGUCAAAAAGAACAAACGUCGGCAAAGGCAAGCCAACAAACUCAGGGCCAGGAUGCCCGAGUUUAUGCUGGAGGAGAACAGCCGGAUGGUGAAGUACUGGUUUAAGCGAUUCUCCUUGUUUUCCCGCUUCGACCAGGGAAUCCGGCUGGACCGCGAGAGCUGGUUCUCGGUGACGCCCGAGAAGAUUGCCAAACAGACGGCCCGGCGACUGGCCUGCGAUAUUAUCGUGGAUGCUUUUUGUGGAUGCGGUGGCAAUGCCAUCCAGUUCGCCAACACCUGCGGACGCGUUAUCGCCAUCGAUAUCGAUGCAGAGAAGCUAGCUAUGGCGAAGCACAAUGCCGGCAUUUAUGGGGUGGCCCACAAGAUCGAGUUCGUUCAUGCCGAUUUCCUGCAGUUUGCGGCCAGCACCAGGAUUCGCCCAAAUGUAGUGUUUCUCAGUCCUCCUUGGGGUGGUCCCGACUACCAGAAGCAGUCAGUCUUCGAUAUUGAGCAAAGUCUUCUUCCCGUGGGCGCCAGUCAUCUGAUGCAGCUUUCCCGUCGACUGGCGGAUGACGUUGCCUUCUUUCUGCCACGCAACGCAAACAUGAGCCAAGUGAUCGCCUUGAGUGGAGCGGGGCAGCAGUGCGAGGUGGAGCACAACUAUCUGGACACCAGAAUGGUGGCUCUGACUGCCUAUUACGGCAGUGGAAUUAUAAAGGGUCCAUUAGGGGAACAUCAGCCGAAUUAAAAAUUAAGAGAGAGAAUAGUAUCCAAAUUAAAUAUUAAGAAACUAUUCAUUAAGCCAAUGUUCAGGUAUUAUUCUGUUAAAAAGAAAAGGUUAUUUUAGAAUGUUUCAAAAGGAAACCAAUUUAAGUAUUUCAAAGUGAAAUUUCAAAUUUGUUUAGAUCAGAAUUUAAUUUGUGACUAUGCAAGUAUAAAAAGAAAUAUUUAAAGUUUGCUGUUCAUUUUCAUUUGUUUAAAAAAACAUACAAAUUGGCUAUUAGUUUUAUUGUUUUGAAUGAGAAACCUUUGAACACAUACCUUUUUUAAUUUGUUUUAAUUUUACUUACAAUGAAAAAAAUGUAUGCGAAGAGCCUAUUUAUUUAAGAUCUAUUACUAUGUGUAUAAGAGAAAAACAAUCACACAUCCCUAUAAUGCAAAUAUAUGAUAGUAAGAAUAGCUUUUUUAACCACGAGAUGUAAGUAAAAAGAAGUCAAAAAUCCGUGUAAUUACGCAUUAAACAUACGUUAUCGUUUUUAAUGCCAUUUUCUUUCAUUGUUUAUCCUCUUAAGUUUUUGUGUUCAUUUGCAACAUUGUGGAAAAGUUGACUAAUGAAUAAAGUCGCCUGACAUGUAACACA
Messenger RNA from Drosophila subpulchrella, 2088 nucleotides. RefSeq names its product trimethylguanosine synthase (gene Tgs1). The record is from RefSeq and is a predicted model, not a curated record. Gene Ontology annotation, molecular function: RNA cap trimethylguanosine synthase activity. Gene Ontology annotation, cellular component: nucleus. Lineage: Eukaryota; Metazoa; Arthropoda; Insecta; Diptera; Drosophilidae. The transcript has a single exon. Bases 70 to 1476 code for a protein of 468 amino acids. Gene Ontology annotation, biological process: 7-methylguanosine RNA capping; 7-methylguanosine cap hypermethylation.